Molecule: messenger RNA, 3341 nt
Organism: Aureococcus anophagefferens
Lineage: Eukaryota; Pelagophyceae; Pelagomonadales; Pelagomonadaceae
Product: expressed protein
Exons: 1
Source: RefSeq, a predicted model, not a curated record
AACAUCGUUGAGAUCAAUCGAGCGCGCGCUGGGGCAGCCCUUCGGCGCCGCGCGCCAUGGCGGACGUCGUCGCCGUGGGCGUCGCGCCGGCGGCGGCGCCGGACGCGUCGGCGCCGGCGAGCGCGGCCGCGCCGAAGAAGAAGGGCUUCACGCUGCGGCUGCGCGGGCGGUCCGCGUCGCCGGACCGGAGCGGUGCGGUCGCCGCGGCGGACGACGCGUCGCCGACGCGGGGCCGCACCUUCUUCAAAUCCUUCGCCGGGCGCAGGACCAAGUCCGGGUCGCCGGCGAAGCGGUCCUCGCCGAAGAAGGCCGGCUUCCUGUCGCGGACGUUCCGCUUCGGGGGUGGGAAAGGAGGCGUCGGGGCGACGAUGCGCGACCUCGGCGCGUCCGUCCGCGGCGGCCUCCAGGCGGCCGUCGAGGUCCUGAAGGAGUCGGACCAGGUCGUCGUCGUCCAGGCCUGGGACGGCACGGAGCACGGCGUCGACGUGCUCAAGCCCUGCAAGGUGCACGUACUUCGCGCGAAGGUCGUCCACAUGGUCAAGCGCGCCGACGGCGUCGACGACGCCGCCGCGGACCCGAAAGCGCCGCCCCAGCGCUACGUGCUCCUCUUCCGCGGCGCGACGCUCGAGGACGGCGACGCCGUGCCCGACGCGGCCUUCAAGCCCGUGGGCCUCGACGACGUCGUCGGCCUCCCCAGCGAGAUCUGGAUCUCCAAGUCCGACUACGUGCCCACGCGGGACACGCCCGACGACGCGGGCCCGGCGGGCCCGCGCAACGAGAACGCCUGGGACGGUCUGGGCGCGGCGCCGAGCAGCGCGCCCCUCGACUACGACGACCCGUCGCUCGCGGACGAGGCCGACUCCGCGUCCGACUCGUCCGGCGAGGACGACUUCGAGUUCGUCGGCCAGGCCAAGGCGCGGCGGCGCGUGUCGAACCUCGCGGGCCAGCAAGCCGUGCGGCGCAAGUCGUCCGUGGCGGCGCGCGAGCACCCGCAGAGCGAGAAGUUCCACCUGCGCCGCGAGCUCGCGCUGCUCCACUGCGGCGACGUCGCGGACCGUUUGGAAGCCGCGGGCUACGACGACCGCGGCGCCUUCGGGAACCUCACGGAGGAGAUUCUGCGGGCGACGCCCCUCUUCGUGAACCGGCGCACGUCCCGCAAGAUCGUCGCGCUGGCGGAGAUCUACAAGCAGCAGGACGCGCGCGACGCGGCCGCGCCGACGACGGUCCUCGGCAACAUGGACAAGGCCGAGGCCGAGGACACGGCGGCCUUCACGGCCGGCGACGACGUCUUCUUCGGCAAGCGGUCCGACGUGCGCAAGUUCUUCGGCAGCCGCAAGGCCGGCGGCUCCGUCGCGGGCGACGCGUCCACGCUCGGCAGCCGCGGCGCGCCGACGCGCGGCGGCGACUUCGACGACGAGUCGAGCGUCGCGACGAUCGUCAGCGAGGCGCGGUCCGAGGCCACGGCGACGUCGCGGAGCUCCCACGGGUCGUCGCUGUCGUCCCUGACGACGCGGAAGCGCAAGGAGAAGCGGACGGUGAACCCGCUCUUCGCGCACGUCGGCAGGAUCGGCAAGGGCGUCCCCGACCUCCCCGGCGAGGACCCGAGCCUCCAGGAGCGGCUCGACGCGCUGCUGCAGCCCGUCGGCGCGGGCCUGCGGGGCCAGCAGACGGAGACGAUCCGCGCCGUCGAGCUCGUGCUGGGCGACGUCUUCGCCAAGGACAAGUUCCGCGACGAAUAUCUGGAGGCGAUGAUCGAGGCGAACUCGGGCAACUCCGUGCCGUCGGCCGUGACGGCCGUGAAGCGGCGCGCGACGGCGCUCGACGGCGUCGGCGUGUCGAUCCGGCUGAAGCGGCCCGAGGACCGCGCGAUGGCCGUGCACAAGCUCGCGACGAAGCUCUACGAGAACGUCAUCGCGAAGCGGCGGCCCGCGCGCGGGUCGCAGGCGACGCCCGCGGAGGAGGAGCGGCACCAGGCGGCGCUCGAGGAGGCGCGCGACGGCUCCGGCACGGUCGUGACCGCGUCCCAGCUCUCCCGCGUCCGCGAGCGCGUGCUCGCGGAGCGGCCGCCGAAGCCGCCGCGGAGCCGGCGCGUCGCGCUCUUGGUCGAGGACAUCAUGGGCCGCGCGUCGAGCCAUUUAGAUCAUUGCGACCUCCCCGACGAGGACAUGGCGUUGCAGGAGGACAAGGAGGGCCGGUCGAAGCAGCGGCGCUACUGCUGCGAGAAGCACUGCUGGCGCGUCGUCAACCGCCUCGCGGACGUCGCCGACGCGCACCGGUCCAUCUGCGAGCACGAGGUCCACCUCGCGCUGGCCCACUACCGGGACCCGUCCAAGGCCUUCAGCCCGACGUACCCGGAGCUCCAGGACUUCCUGUUCCGGCUCCUGGGCCGCGACGCGGUCGUCGAGCGCAACGGCCAGGCCGUCCGCGACCGGUCGGAGCUCGAGCGCGCGCACCGGGCGCUGAGCAAGUCCGUCGUCGACGACGCGGCGACGAAGAUCCACUCCAAGGACGACAUCUCCAUGGACGACCGCGCGCGCGAGCUCAUGUCCGAGGGGGAGUCGCAGGCCGCGCUCGGCGGCCACCUCCGGUCCGACGCGUCGUCGCCGCACUCGGAGCGCGCACGCGCGCCGGGCGACGGGUCCCUGCCCGCGACGCGCCUCGCGCGCGAGGCCGCGGACCUGCGGCGCAUCGCCGAGGAGCGGCACGCCGUCUUCCUCGACCUCGACGCCAAGGCGCUCAAGCGCGAGGUCGAGCUCGUCCUCGCGGCCGCGGAGGCGCCCGUCGCCGAGGGCGACGUCUUCUACGCGGCCGAGUACGAGCCGCACCGCCUCGCGGGCAACUGCGGCUACGCCGCGGCGAAGCGCGUCCUCGCCCAGGCGAACAACGACGAGCAGGAGACCGUCUUCGAGGUGCUGCGGCGCCGCGACGCCGUCCUGCCGGAGCUCGCGCCGCUCGACGACGGCCUCACGCCCGUGUCGUCCGCGGACCUUGUCGCCUUCAGGGACGCCCACAUGGACGCGGUGCGGCGCUACGUCGCCUUCCGCGACGAGUGGCGCAAGGCCGAGCUGCCGGAGGAGGAGUCGACGAAGCGGUCGAGCGGCGAGAAGAACCGGCCCGUGUCGUCGAUCAUGGACAUCGACCCCGACGAGCUCAAGAAGCUCGUCGGGUCCAUGGAGACGACGGGCGACGACGACGACGACGACGACGACGGCUCCUUCGCGACGGACCGGGGGACGCCCAGCGCGCUCUCGCCCAAGUCCGUGUCCAUCGCGUCGACGCCCGCGGGCUCGAACCAGCCGUCGCCGAACCGGCCCCGGGAGCGCAAGGCCUUCGACCCGUGA